Dibothriocephalus latus is the source of this 828-nucleotide messenger RNA. NCBI's taxonomy places the organism in Eukaryota, Metazoa, Platyhelminthes, Cestoda, Diphyllobothriidea, Diphyllobothriidae. The record is from the annotation of a GenBank genome assembly.
AUGAGCAGGACCCGCUUCUGCUAUGGUUUCCUGCUCAUGUCUCUGAUGAUGAAUCCGCGACGCAUGUCGAAACGUCAGGCGGAUAAACGUAUUGUGCCAGUGAUCGAGUCGUCUUCUUCUCACAUGCGCAAUCCACUGUAUCAUGCGAUAGCGAAAUGGUUGGCGGAGAAUCUCAAGCCUUUGCAGCAUCAGCUGGCGCCACGGAGCUAUCGAGACACGUUUAAAUUUAUCGACAACCUGAACGAUGUAAACUUAAGCGGCAUGGGGAUGUUCUCUCUAGGCGUCUCUUCGUUGUUUACAAACGUCCCAGUUACCGAGACAAUCGACCAAAUAUACAGACGAAUAGAUGGCAUUGCCAUAGGCUCGCUUCUGGGACCUCUCCUAGCUGACAUAUUCAUGGGCAAGCUGGACAAAUUUCAACUUAGCGAUCAGAUCUACAAGUUAAAACCCUACGGUCACUACGUUGACGACAUCUUCGCGAUCGCCACAAACGACACCAAUAUAUACACACUCUUAAACGCGGUCAAUCAAGCACAUCCAUCCAUAGAGUUCAAGUUGGAGAUGGAAACAGCAGUUUCGUUCCCUUUCCUGGACGUCCUCCUAAGUCGUAGACCUGACGAAAACAUCUAUGGCUUUGGGAACGAGGACAGUUGUAAAACGACUGAAGAAGUUGACGUCUUUAACACCCUGGAAAGACGCUGGGGUAAGGUGGCUCCAAUGCACAAGGCACGUAAUAUGGUGGGCGCUGUUGUUCUUAAGCAAAGAAUAUUCGUCUGUGGAGGAGGCGACACUUCUUGUGAAAUCUACGACCCACCGACAGAUACGUAA